Messenger RNA from Cyprinus carpio (common carp), 1575 nucleotides. RefSeq lists its product as uncharacterized. The record is from RefSeq and is a predicted model, not a curated record. NCBI's taxonomy places the organism in Eukaryota, Metazoa, Chordata, Actinopteri, Cypriniformes, Cyprinidae.
AAGAGAUGAAGAUAGAAGAGACAUUCAGAGUCAAACAUGAAGAUACUGAGGAACAAACAGACCUGAAAGAAGAGAGUGAAGAACUUAAAGAAAUACAAGAUAAAGAUCAGUACAAAAAACACCAUGAAUUCAUAACUGGACAAAAAUCAUUUAGUUGCUCACAGACAGCAAAGACUUCCUCACAAAAAAGAGCUUGAAAGAUUAGAUCUAGAAGUCAUUUCACCUGCCAACAGUGUGGAAAGAGUUUCAGCCAUCAAGGAAAACUUAAAGUCCAUAUGAGAAUUCACACUGGAGAGAAGCCUUUCACCUGCCAACAGUGUGGAAAGAGUUUCAAUGAACAUGGAAACCUUAAAGUCCACAUGAGGAUUCACACAGAGGAAAAGCCUUUCACCUGCUCUCAAUGUGGAAAGAGUUUUACUCAUAAAAGCACUUUUAAUGCCCACAUGACUAUUCACACUGGAGAGAAGCCUUACACCUGCAAACUGUGUGGGAAUAAUUUUGUUGGAAAAGGAAGUUUUAACAUGCACAUAAGGAUUCACACUGGAGAGAAGCCUUACACAUGCCCUCAGUGUGGAAAGAGUUUCACUCAACAAGGAAACUUUAACAGGCACAAGAGAAUUCACACUGGAGAGAAGCCGUUCAAAUGUAAACUGUGUGGAAACAGUUUCACACGACAAACAAGCUUUAACGGGCACAUGAGAAUUCACACCAGAGAGAAGAUUAAACCUGUAAACUGUGUGGAAGAACAUCACAACAAAACUAAAUCUUAACUAUCACACGAACAGUCACACUGGUGAGAAGCAGUUUACAUGUGAACAGUGGAAAGAGUUUCAGGCGAAAAGCAACCAUUAAUAAGCACAUGAGGCUUCACACUGGAGAGAGACGCUUUUACGUGUCUUCAGUGUAAAAUGUGUUUCACAUAUCAAAAAGACCUCAAACAUCAUUGUGGCAGGCAGGAUGGGGCCGAGAGCCGUGGGAAGGGAUUGAGGCCUCGAGUUUCAUGGAAGGUUCCCGCCUCCUUGCUCUGUUCCCACGACUCCCAGCCCCACCCUGCUUGCUACAUGUAAAUUGUCAGUAUGUGAUUUUGGAGCAAUUCAGAUACUGAAGACUUGAUCAAGGCUGCGUUUCCCAAAAGCAUUGUAAGCUUAAGUACAUCGUAGACCCAUUGAAACCAAUGGAGCUACGAUCAACUUAGGCUUACGAUGCUUUUGGGAAACGCAGCCCAGAAUUGUGAUGAAACAACGCAAAGAACUGAAUUUCACAAGAUGCCCCGAGUCUCACACUAGAUGAUCAUAAAACUGAGACCUGUCAAUUGACACCACAAAGCCUGAGUUUAAUAGUUACUCCUCUACAGAUGAUUUUAUAAACUAGUGACUGUAUAAAAAGAACUCCUCCAGCGUUGGCAACUUUAGGCAGUUAACCCAAGAUAAAUGGGUCUGGAAACACAUUCUGAAUCUCACAGGGAAAACCAUAAGACAAAAUUGGGAUUUCCCUCACUCAAGAUAUAGAGCUAAAGCCAGACUCCAUUUUGACCUUUUCCUUGCAUGACUGGAAUCCUCUCUAAGACCCACAGAG